UCACAAGGUGGACUAGAUGUCUCGACUUUACCUGAUUUGAUUGACACAUGUUUACUACAUAUUUGGAUAAAACUUCUGACUGAGAAUAACCUAUGGGCCAAAAUUAAAAGACCAAUAAUUGAAAGGAGCAUAUAUAAUAAAAGAAGCAUUGAAGUUAAAGCUAAAAUAGAAGAUAAUGAAGAGGUACUUAGUAAUAUCACAAAUUGGAGUCAACUUAUUAAUGAAUCAUGGAAAAACAGCUGGAAAUGGAUGAGUGACUCAGGCAAAUGCCCAAACUGCCCCAAUAUAAUACAAUCACCAGAACACUUCACUCUCAACUGCCCUAUAAGCAAAAAAAUAUGGAAAAUAGCCUUAGACUUAGUAGCCCCUUCAGCAAAACUUAAAAUACCCGAAAACCUGAAUGAUAUGUUUUCAGAUUACUAUACAGGCAACAUUUACUUGAGAAAUUGGAUAAACAUUAACGUCAUAUACGAAAUUUGGUUCUGGUAUAUGCAAGUGAAAUGGGGAAACCCCAUGUUCGAUCCCGCUCUAGAAUCAGUGAUCAAAUACAAACUUAAAAAAGCAAUAAAAGCACUAAGUUAUGAUAGUAAAGGAGACGUUGAGGGCAAAUUUGUUACUCAUCCAUUUCCAGCU
Messenger RNA from Scutellospora calospora, 633 nucleotides. The record is from the annotation of a GenBank genome assembly. Lineage: Eukaryota; Fungi; Glomeromycota; Glomeromycetes; Diversisporales; Gigasporaceae.